GGACGGACCGCCCAGUGUCACACCAUUUGCUGUCCGUGGAGCAAAAUAACCACAUUGAAAAAGCGUUGCUGUUGAUUGAGUGUUUCUCUUCCCGCCCGGCGCUGUGAGUGCUUUAGAUGGACUGUGUGGAGCAGACAGACACAGAAGCAAAGGCGCCUUCCGUUGUCGACCGAUAUUACACACGGUGGUACCGAGCCGAUAUGAAGGGGAAACCGUGCGAGGACCACUGCAUCCUGCAGCACUCAAACAGAAUAUGUGUCGUCACGUUAGCAGACACUCACCCGAUCCUUCAGAAUGGGCGGACAAUCAAAAGCAUCAAUUACCAGAUCAGUAAUGGCUGCAGUCGGCUGAACAAUAAAGUGUCUGGGAAGUCCAAGCGGGGUGGUCAGUUCCUCACUGAUUUUGCACCUCUGUGUAGAAUAACAUGCACAGAUGAAACUGAAUACACAAUCUACAGCUGCAUCCGGGGACGUCUUCUUGAGGUCAAUGAGAAUAUUUUAGAAACACCCUCUCUCUUGCUGGAAAGGCCAUCCACUGAAGGAUACAUCGCAGUCAUCCUGCCAAAGUUUGAAGAAAGCAAGAGCAUAACAGAGAAUCUCCUGAGCAGAGAGGAGUUCGAGAGUGUCGUCUCCAAACGUACUGUUGCCCAAUCACAACCCUCUUGACGGAGCUCCAUGUUCUUGCCUUAAGUCAAAACUGUUCUGGGAGAGUUUCUCUUCCUUCCUCUCCCCCCAGGUUGGGUGACGACUGAGGAGGACAUUCACUUGUGGUCCCUUCAAAGGGAUUAUUGCAUAUAAUGCUAGCACUGCACUGUGCCUCUAGACUAUUAUACAUUGUUUUCCACUGUUUGAGUGUCAGGAAGCAUUCAAGUUCUUUAUUUAUUUUCUAAUUUGAAAUAGAGGAAAGUCUUUCUGUUAAAUAUUCAGAGUGAAUUAUUUUUCUAGAAUGUCAAUAAACACAAACAGUGAUUUAAGAAAAAA
This is a messenger RNA of Morone saxatilis (striped sea-bass), 980 nucleotides long. It is a transcript of the gene abitram, whose product is annotated as actin binding transcription modulator. The transcript is spliced from 6 exons. The record is from RefSeq and is a predicted model, not a curated record. Gene Ontology annotation, cellular component: lamellipodium; filopodium tip; nucleus. Gene Ontology annotation, biological process: regulation of filopodium assembly; dendrite morphogenesis; regulation of actin filament polymerization. Lineage: Eukaryota; Metazoa; Chordata; Actinopteri; Moronidae. Gene Ontology annotation, molecular function: actin monomer binding; actin filament binding. Bases 117 to 665 code for a protein of 182 amino acids.